This is a messenger RNA of Larimichthys crocea (large yellow croaker), 6076 nucleotides long. RefSeq names its product cadherin-2. The record is from RefSeq and is a predicted model, not a curated record. NCBI's taxonomy places the organism in Eukaryota, Metazoa, Chordata, Actinopteri, Sciaenidae. The coding region runs from base 132 to 2867 and encodes 911 amino acids. Gene Ontology annotation, biological process: calcium-dependent cell-cell adhesion; cell migration; adherens junction organization. Gene Ontology annotation, cellular component: catenin complex; adherens junction; apical part of cell. The transcript is spliced from 16 exons. Gene Ontology annotation, molecular function: cadherin binding; beta-catenin binding; calcium ion binding.
GGGCAGAGCAGACAGACACAGAGGAGGGCUGGUGGAGGGAGGAAGGCUGCUUGAUGCCGCCGGGGUUUACCGGGAAUUAAAAAUCUGACGGCGGACACUGUUCUGAAAGGAGGAAUUAUAACACAACAAAAAUGCGUCUUUUCGGGAUUUGGAUGCUGAUGGCGACUCUGCAGGUUGUUGUUCUGGGUGGAGAGGCCGAGCAUACGUCACCAAGCGAGCAGGGGUCGUUGCCAUGCACGAGGGGCUUUACUCAGAAGGAAUACAUCAUCGAAAUGGAGCAAGAGUUGGCAAAGGGACAGGCCAUCUUCAACGUGAGCUUCAUGGACUGCGGUGGAGGAAAGGUGUGGCUCGAGGUUGGAGAUCCUUCUGAUUUCAGGGUGAGUCAGAACGGUUCAAUCUACGCCCUGCGGCACGUCAACCUGGUUGGAAAGGGAGAAGCCGCGGUAGUGGUCUACGCUCGAGACCUGCAGUCCAAACAGGUCUGGAAGACCAAAGUGCACCUCCACGCAAGAUCUCAACAGGUAAAGCCCAGUGAUGCAACACUGACUCAGCGGGUACCAGAGAUCUUGUUUCCAUGGCGCAGCGUGGUUGUCAGGGGUGAUGGCACUCUUAGGCGGGUGAAGAGGGACUGGGUCAUUCCGCCUAUCAACGUCCCUGAGAACUCACGAGGACAGUUCCCUGAGGACCUAGUCAGAAUCCGCUCAGACCGGGAUAAGAACCGGAUGCUGCGUUACAGCGUGACGGGCCCCGGGGCCGACCAGCCUCCGACCGGCAUCUUCAUCAUCAACCCGAUCUCAGGCCAGCUGUCUGUCACCAAACCUCUGGACAGAGAGCACAUCUCCAACUUCCAUUUGCGAGCACACGCUGUGGAUCUGAACGGAAAUCAGGUGGAGAACCCCAUCGACAUCGUCAUCAAUGUCAUCGAUCAGAACGACAACAGACCAGAGUUCACACACACCAUCUUCAACGGCUCUGUACCGGAGGGAUCCAAGCCUGGAUCCUUUGUGAUGACAGUGACAGCGGUGGACAAGGAUGAUCCAAAAACUGCCAAUGGGAUGCUGCGAUACAAGAUCCUCUCUCAGAACCCCCAGAGCCCCUCCACCAACAUGUUCACCAUUAACAACAAGACUGGUGACAUCAUCACGGUGGCAGCAGGCCUCGAUCGAGAGAAAGUCACCCAGUACACCCUGAUCAUCCAGGCUACAGACAUGGAAGGAAACCCCACCUACGGUCUGUCCAACACAGCCACAACCGUCAUCAGGAUCACCGAUGUCAAUGAUAAUCCCCCUGAAUUCACCACAGACACGUUCUUCGGGGAGGUUCACGAGAACAGGGUGAAUGUGAUCGUUGCUAACCUGACCGUGACGGAUAAAGACCAGCCUCACACUCAAGCCUGGAGCGCUGUGUACCGCAUCAUCGCUGGAGACCCCACUGGGCGCUUCUCCAUCCCAACUGACCCAACCACCAAUGAGGGCCUGCUCACUGUGGUCAAGCCCGUAGAUUUUGAGCUGACCCGUUCCUUCAUGCUGACAGUGGAGGCAGAGAAUGAAGUAGCAUUGGCCCGCGGCAUCCACCUGCCUCGGCAGUCCACAGCAACUGUCUCAGUGCGAAUCCUGGACAUCAAUGAGAGUCCAGAGUUCAGCCCAAACCCCAAGUCCAUCAAGCUGGAGGAGGGUCUACCUGCCGGAUCUCUUCUCACCACCUAUACUGCCCAGGACCCCGACCGCUCCAUGAGACAAACUGUCCGGUACUCCAAGAUGUACGACCCUGCCAACUGGCUGGAGAUUGACCCGGUUAACGGUCGGAUUUCCACCAUCGCCAUCCUUGACCGAGAGUCUCCCUACGUCAAGAACAACCUCUACAACGUUACCUUCAUGGCUUCUGAUAACGGUAUCCCACCUGCCAGUGGGACAGGAACACUUCAGAUGUACCUGCUGGACAUAAAUGACAACGCACCUCACGUGUUCCCCCCUGAGGUGGAAAUGUGCGAGAAGCCAGAUCCCAACGCCAUCAACAUCACAGGCAGCGACCCAGACCUGACCCCUAACGCUGGACCCUUCGCCUUUGAGCUGGCAUUCCGUCCGUCAGACGUGCGCCGUAACUGGACGCUGAGUCGUGUCAAUGGCGAGUAUGCCCAGCUUCGACUGAGGAUCGGCUCUCUUGCCAGCGGGAUCUACGAGGUUCCCAUCAUGAUCACAGACUCUGGCAACCUGCCCAUGUCCAACACGUCCUACCUGAGGGUCAAGGUCUGCCAGUGUGAUCACCAUGGAGACUGUGUGGACAUGGAGCGAAUGAUUUCUCCAGGACUUGGCACCGGAGCAAUUAUCGCCAUCCUCAUCUGUAUCAUCAUACUAUUGGUGCUGGUGCUGCUGUUUGUGAUGUGGAUAAAGAGGAGGGAUAAGGAGCGCCAGGCAAAGCAACUCCUCAUUGACCCCGAGGACGACGUCCGAGACAACAUCCUCAAAUAUGACGAGGAGGGAGGCGGAGAGGAGGAUCAGGACUACGAUCUGAGUCAGCUGCAGCAACCUGAUGCCCUGGAGUCAGAGUGCGUCAAGGUGGGGAUCCGACGCCUGGAUGAGAGGCCCCUCCAUCAUGACCACCAGUACCCCAUCCGCUCUGCUGCCCCCCACCCAGGAGACAUAGGAGACUUCAUCCACGAGGGCCUGAAGGCGGCAGACAACGACCCCACCGCUCCCCCCUACGACUCCCUGCUGGUGUUUGACUACGAGGGCAGUGGCUCCACCGCCGGCUCCCUUAGCUCCCUUCACUCCUCCUCAAGCUGCGGAGACCAGGACUACGACUACCUCGGCGACUGGGGGCCACGCUUCCGCAAGCUGGCCGACCUGUACGGCGGAGGGGAUGAUUAACACCUUAAACCCACACCAACAACAACCACCCUCCCCACCCCAUCCUUGCUCCAAGGUGGUGGGUGUAGGAUUAAGGAGAGAGGGUAUGGGGUAAACAUGGGGUAUAUGGAUUGGCACUUCUGUAUUACCACGGGACAGCUUGUAAAGAGACGUUGCUGCCCCUAUGACGACGGUUGAUGACACUAGGGACCAUUCUGACUCCUGGCCUAGCAAGGCCUGGCACCGGCUAGCAUUCAGGCUAAUGGACAUUAUCAUCUGAGCGUUAGCCCCCCUGUGCUAACAAAUGUGAGCAGCCAGAACAGUGCGCUCAGAGGGGAUGUUGUCUCUAUGAUGGUUAAGAGCUACGACAGCCAUGCUACAGACGCUCAUUUACACUUGAAUCUCACAGUACAGGAGCACUGGGGUCAAAUGUGCCUUUUUGUACAUUCUUUUGAUUGUGUUCGAGUCUCGAUUCUGUACGUUGCUUUAAAGCUCCCGGUGUUUUGCAUUUGCAACGUGGAGGGGCACUUCGCCAUGACAACGAACGCUUGUGUGUGUUUGGGUUCCACGUCAUCACCUGUGUGUGUGUGUGCGUGUGUGUGAAUGUGUGUGAGAGAGCGCGUGUGAGACAUUUCCACAGAGACACACUGGAUGGACACUAAAGGGCAAAGCCUACUAUGUGACGCCUUGGAUGAUCCUACCAGCAAAAACAUGGCUUUACUGUACGGCUCUGGGUGUUAAAGGUUUCUUUUUUUCCCAUCUGAUUGAGUCAGAAAAUGACGACUACACCAGUAUACGAGUGUGUAGAGUUAUACAUAUUUAUGUUUGCAACUGAGCUUUAUCUUAAUGAGUAACACUCACACUGAAUGCUGACAUUCUCCUCUGAGCAGAAGCUCACUCACAACUGUUGCCGCUACACAUACGAGGCAAUGGGACGCCUCUCUCUGUGAUGCAGCAGAUAUAUUAGUUACAUGUCUGUGCGCAUAAACAGGAAACUCAUUUCACUGCAUUGCUCUGGUAUUAAUGUGACCGACCGCCCAACAAAGCCGGCAGAGAUCACAGUGUUUUUCCCCCAGACAUUCGACAUCACAUCAUGUCGAAGCUUUGAUUGAAUCGCUGUAAAGAACUGCACUGGCUCUCAACAGCGUUAGAUAGUCGAGGACGUUUAGUGCCACAAUGAAUUUAAAUAACUUCCUUUCUAAAUCUAGGAUGUUUUUUGUUUGUUUGUUUUUUUCAAGUAGUGCAGCUUAAAUAUUGUGGUUAUGUCCUUGCCGCAAAUAGGAACUUUAAAUGAGGUGCAGUUUAGCUUAUUUACAGGAUGACGGCAAAAUGCAGGAGCAAAGUGGUGAAAACAGUCAAAUAUAAUUUCCAUUUAUGUGUUUGCGAGGAUGAAAGAAAACAGGGACAAAGAAUCAAGGCCACGAGCAAAGAAAACAUUUGAAUCACUUUGGUUGGGGAGCGACAGCGAGCUCGGUGAAAUGAUCAAUACAUUCAAAUUCCUGUCAUGAAGGACAUUAAUUGAAUGAUGAAAAAGUGAUGAAUAUGACACAGGGAGCACAAGUGGAUCUGCGCCUGGUGUCGGAUCAGCAAACACGCUCUAGAUGGGGUUUGUAUUUACAGAUGAACAUGUACGUUUGACGAAGAGGCUGCCAACAGAAUAUAAAGCAGGUGAGGGACGGUCUUAGUUCUCUGUAAUGUCUAGACCUGCAGCUGAGUGGUGCAAAGGUGGAAGACCGGAAUGUGAAAGAGAGGCCAACCAUCCAAACCAAACCUCUGUCUCUGCUGACACGUCUUUCACACAGUUAGGGGGUUAAAGGUUAAUGGUUAAAGUUCAUGUAACUUUACCACUCUUGCUUAUUACUGUGGAGCAGCUGCAUAUGUUGCAUUUCCCUGCAAAUGAAAUGUUCAUCUUGUACAAAAUAAGCAUUAUGGACAGGAUACUCACAUUUUAAUAACAUCUAUGUCAUGUGCUGUACAGAGCAUCUGAAGCUACACAAAAUAUCAACUAUCAGCUAGGAACCUGUUAUUAAGUCUAUUAUCUCGACGUUUCUCGCCACUGCCAGACUCUGUAUGGCUGUUUCUGUCACAUGCGAAUAAAAUCAAGAGAACAAAUCCUUGUUUGGUUGCUAUGGAAACACAAAAACAUAGGCACACGGAGUAUGAUAACAGUAAUCUUCCAGCCGUGAACUGAGUGUUUGAGCCAUAUGAGUUUUGAGAUGACAAAGUGAAAAUGUUACAGAGCAGCUGUUCAACCAAAUGGAAAGUUUGUUUGUGUUGAACUCUGAUAGAGUCAAUAUACCUGAGGAAAUAUUAAAUAUAUGCAGGUAACAACGCAGUAUCAAUGCCAGUUGACAAUUCAUAAGUAUUAUUAUACUCACUAUUUGUCAGACUUGUCCCAUUGGGAAAAUUCACCCUUUAGUCUCAAGGUUAAUGAUGAAAUUCUGUUUAGGUGUCACCCACACUUUGCUCACACACUCACACAUUGGUUGGAAUGAUUUUCUCUGAGAGGUGACAUGCUGCAGACACUCUUUGAGCUCCUCAUUAUGACACCCUGUGUGGCUGAUUAUGAGUUUAAAAUCAGUUUUGGAGUACCUUCACGCUGCUCGAGGGGUUAAGUGUUUUGAAUUUUAAAAAAAAAAAAAAAACCUAGCAUCAUAUUCAGGACCAGUGUUACAUACUGUAUGAAAAGCAUUUUUCGCCUGUUGAGUCACAGCCUUUCACAGUGUUGUUGUGAGUUUCUGUUAGCAGGAGGCAGAUGAUGGUGAAACCCAGAGCUGUACAAAAAGAGCUGCAUAUUUUUGCCAGUUUGGUGUUCCAAAGCUCGUGAGAAGACAUGUACAGUAAUGCUAGACUUUAGAUAGAUACCUUCUGUUUUUUGUUUUGCUUUUAUCACAAUGUAACUUACGCAGCUGAUUGCAAAUAAAGGGAGACAUCGGUCCUUGUUUUGUAGCAAAAGUACUUCUUGAUACUCUGCUGUGGUGGAUUAAAUACAAAAAAGGCAAUGUUUCUUCUGUCUGCUGAUGAUUUGCCUUAGUGUUCUCUGGUACUCUCCAACUGGCUACUCACUGUAAACUGAAAUAUGUAUAGAUUGUAUUUUUUUCUCUCUCUCUCUCUCUCUUCCUCUCUCUCUUGUUGUUCUUUUGGCUGUGGUCUCUGAAAAUGACAUGCUAAUAUCCUGAAUCCUUGUAUAUGUGUAAUUUGGAUUACAAAUUAAAACGUUUUUGCAUGUU